UGGUAUCGCCAUCUCACCUUACAUUGUUCAUUUGAGUGAUUUUUCUCACUCAGCGCUGCCCAUUCUAGAGGAUGCAUUUUGUGAAAAUCUGGAAACUACCUCAGAACUGGAAACAGGAAGACAUGCUUCCUUUGACAGGAGUUCUGAAAUGAAAAGGCAGUUCAUUUGACGUGAUCUGAAAUGUGAAAUAUGACAUUAGGAAAAACCAAGCAAGUCAGAAGUGAAUAUCAGAGGAAGGGUCAGAGUAAAUCAGCUAAGCCGACCACGUGGAUUACACAGGUGACUUCUGUUCUGGGAACUAUCGAAGCUCACAGUGGGAUACAAUGUUCAAAUAGUUCAGUCAGGUAUAUAUGAGCUUGCAAAAUAGACUGCACUCAUUGAGUUUCCACAACUCACAGAAGUAAGCCAUUUACCUACAGAGCAAUGGACCAAUGGAAUCCAGUGGAAAGUGAUGAGGAUAUGCCUACCAUUACUCAAGAGAGAGCAUGGAAUAAUUUCAAUAAAGAGAUGGAGGGAGUAUUCCAUAGCGAUUUGAGUGAACGGGUUCGACCCUAUCUAGACCUCAUUGAUUCACUGCGUAUGAUUGGAAUCGAUCAGGAUCUGACUCUGCCUGCCAUAGCUGUGAUCGGAGACCAGAGCUCAGGGAAGAGCUCCGUGUUGGAGGCGCUGUCUGGAGUAGCUCUCCCUAUUGAGGCAGCGACCAAUGCUUUGACAGCUAUUGGCAUCUCUACAGUUGACCCACUGCAUUCAAUUGUUGGCUUUGUAAGCCCUAUAUAAAGACGGACCAAAGGUAGACUCUUCCAUGGCCCUGCCUGCCAUAGCUGUGAUUGGAGACCAGAGCUCAGGGAAGAGCUCUGUGUUGGAGGCGCUGUCUGGAGUAGCUCACUGUAUACAUUACAGUAUACACUACACAUCAUCAGAAAGAAAAUACUAUUCUUUAUCAAGAACAAUGGACAACUGGAGUGUAGUGCUUGACGAGGAAAUAUGUAAGCAAACUCCCUUAGCGACUGCUGAAGAGACACCAGAGGAGGAUAAAAAAAUGGAGGGAGUACUCCAUAACCAUUUCAGAGAGCAGGUUCAUCCAUAUUUAGAGCUUAUCGACUCCCUCCGUCUAAUGGGCAUCGAUAAGGAUCUGGCCCUGCCUGCCAUAGCUGUGAUUGGAGACCAGAGCUCAGGAAAGAGCUCUGUGUUGGAGGCGCUGUCUGGAGUGGCUCUCCCCAGAGGCAGCGGUAUUGUGACUCGGUGCCCACUGAUGCUGAGGUUGAGGAAGGUCAUGGGAUUGUCAGAGUGGAAGGGCACCAUCUCCUACAAAAAUGAGACUAAAGACAUCAAAGACCCCGCUAAGGUUGGGGAUUAUGUCGUCAAAGCCCAGAAUGAGCUGGCUGGAAAUGGUGUUGGGAUUUGUGACGAGCUGAUCAGUCUGGAGAUCAUGUCUCCUGAGGUGUGUGACCUCACUUUGAUUGAUUUACCCGGUAUUGCCCGAGUGCCUGUUAAAGGACAACCUCAUGACAUUGGAGACCAGAUUAAAAGGCUCAUUCACAGGUUCAUUGCAAAUGAAGAAACCAUCAACUUGGUGGUGGUCCCAUGCAAUGUUGACAUAGCAACAACUGAAGCUCUAAGAAUGGCUCAGGAAGUUGAUCCAGAUGGGAAAAGAACUUUGGCUAUUUUGACUAAGCCAGACCUUGUAGAUUGUGGCACAGAAAAGAACAUUUUGGAUAUUGUUGAUAAUCGGGUCAUUCCGCUGAGCAAAGGCUACAUAGUUGUGAAAUGCCGUGGUCAGCAACAAAUUCAGGAUGGGAUUCCUCUAGCCGAGGCCACCAGGAUGGAGAGAGAUUUCUUCAGCCAACACAAGUACUUCAGGCGUCUUCUUGAUGAAGGAAAAGCCACAACCCAGUGCCUUACCAUCAAACUGACCCAAGACCUGGUGGGCUGCAUCAAAAACUUUCUGCCAACACUGUCGGAGCAAAUUAAAAAGGAGCUGUGCAACUUAAGGGAACUGUUGAGUCAGUAUCCAGUGGGUCCUCCCAUUGAUGCCCAAAAAAGGAGACUCUUCCUUACUCGUCUGCUGAUUGACUUCAACAACAAGAUCAACCGAUUAAUAGAGGUUUGUGAAAAGGUACAGAAUGUGGUGAAGGAAUAUGACCUGGAGCACAGGGGAAAAGAGCUGCCUGGUUUCAGUAACUAUGAUGUGUUUGAGACGGUCACACAGGAUGCAGUGGCGAAACUACAGAAUGAUGCACUACAAACUUUGAGAGAAAUCAGAGGAAUAGUUGAGAAGCAAUUCAAUGAGGUCUCCAAAUCCUGCUUCAGAAACUUCCCUUUCCUGGAGUGUAUCACAACAAACAAAAUAAACAAAAUCCAGUCGAAACAGGAGGCCAAAAUGGAGAAAAGAAUCCAGGAGCAGUUUGAGAUGGAGAAACUGAUCUAUACUCAGGAUGGCAACUUCUUCAAGACCAUCAAGACUAUAGAUGAUUUUGUACCGCCACCUUCACCGCAACAGAAUGUUAGUGUUGAAGAAAAUCUCAGCAAAACACCACAAACUCCAUCCAAAAGAGGCAAGUCUGCUAAGCGCCCUCGACACUCUGACCAGGACAAGCCAGUGGUGGAUCUACCAAGCAUGACUGACAUGGAUGCUAACCCAAUUAGUCUGCAGGCCACAAUCUCUCUGGAGGCAUCUGCUAUUAGUUCUGAAGCCAUGAGCAUGUACCCUAAAAUGUUACAUUCAUACUAUGAGAUAAUGAUUCAGCGUCAGUCGGACCAGAUCCCCAUGCUGAUCCAGUACUUCCUUUUGAAGAAGUCAGCGGAGAUGUUGUGCACUGAGAUAUUAAGUCUCACUGAUGGGGUGGACGUGGACAAAGCCUUGUCCGAGGUCUCGGACAGCAGCCGCCGCCGCAGCGACUUGCAGGGCCGCGUUGAACGUCUCAGCGAGGCGCAGGACAAACUCAGCCAUUUCCUCUAACCCCUCAUUUCCACUGAACCCGUCUUCUUUAUCGUGUUCCAUCAGCUACAUGUUUUUGUCCUAAAAAUACAGCUAGCUUAUUUUGAUACUCACUGCCAGCUGAAAACUGAUACAGCAGUCAUAUAAAGCUCCUCUUCGAGAUUGUUAUGUUGAAACAAGUGGUGAUUAACUGUCAUGGUGCCACUUGAAAAUAGAUCAGUGUAACCAUGUUCGGUUACACUUUACUUGACAGUAUCAACAUGAGUGACAUGACACUGUCACGAAUGUGUCAUAAACAAGUCAUAAACGUUUAUGACAUAACGCUUCUG
Messenger RNA from Alosa sapidissima (American shad), 3267 nucleotides. RefSeq names its product interferon-induced GTP-binding protein Mx1-like. Bases 803 to 2959 code for a protein of 718 amino acids. Gene Ontology annotation, cellular component: microtubule; membrane; cytoplasm. Gene Ontology annotation, molecular function: microtubule binding; GTPase activity; GTP binding. Gene Ontology annotation, biological process: defense response to virus. The record is from RefSeq and is a predicted model, not a curated record. The transcript has 19 exons. NCBI's taxonomy places the organism in Eukaryota, Metazoa, Chordata, Actinopteri, Clupeiformes, Clupeidae.